This is a messenger RNA of Nicotiana tabacum (common tobacco), 849 nucleotides long. The record is from RefSeq and is a predicted model, not a curated record. Lineage: Eukaryota; Viridiplantae; Streptophyta; Magnoliopsida; Solanales; Solanaceae.
AUGCCUAUGAAUUUUGUGUUAGCAGUUGAGAACUUUGAUGUGUGGGGGAUAGACUUUAUGGGCCCCUUCGUGAGCUCGUAUAGCAUGACCUAUAUCUUGGUGGUUGUGGACUAUGUCUCUAGAUGGGUCGAGGCAAUCUCCUUACCUAAUAAUGAAUCAAGGAGUGUGACCGUAUUUUUGAAGAAGAACAUAUCCACACAGUUUGGUACUCCAAGGGCCAUCCAAAGUGAUGGUGGGUCUCAUUUCUGCAACAAGGUUUUCGCCGGACUACUUGAAAAAAUAUGGUGUAAAGCACAAGGUGGACAUACCCUAUCAUCCUUAGUUGAGUGGUCAGCAUUUAAGACCCUCACUGGCACUUCACCGUACAGGUUGGUUUUUGGCAAAGCUUGUCACUUGCCAGUGGAACUUGAACACAAAGCCAUAUGGGCAUUGAAGAAGCUGAAUCUUGACUGGACUGAGGCUGCUAACCUGAGGAUGACACAACUCAAUGAGAUGGAAGAAUUCCGUCUCCAUGCCUAUGAGAGUGCAGCCAUGUACAAAGAGGGGAUGAAGUUUUUCCAUGAUAAGAAGAUCUUGAAGCGGGAGUUCAAUUCUGGUGACUUGGUCUUACUCUUCAAUUCAAGACUCAAGUUAUUUUCGGGUAAACUUGAGUCCAAAUGGUCUGGCUCGUUCAAAGUUGUGAGUGUGUCCCCCUAUGGUGCUAUUGAACUGGAGUCGAAGGAUAGGACUCGAACUUUCAAAAUGAAUGGACAACGAGCCAAGCAUUACCUCGGUACCACAGGAGAAAGGCAUUUGAUAGAACAAUUUGCUCUAAAGGAUAGUCCAACAAUAGCUCCCACCAAGGAAUAA